CAAACUAGUCAAUAAAAAAAUUCUAAUAAAAUAGAUACUAAAAAUAUAUUUCCAAUUUUAACACAUUUAGAAAUCAAUAUGACCUUCAACAAAUAUGAAGGGAAGUGCAAAAAUGACAUAGUAUGGUGAGAAUAACAAAAAAUGGCUAAAUAGGAUGAAAUAAAUGGGCUUGAAGGUGACAGAUAUUGUCGGUGGGGUCCACCUGUUGAACAAGGAUUCUGAUGUGUUUGCUGAGUGUGUGUUUCUUUGAUUCAUUCAUUCAUUCGUUGUUUUUUUGUUUCUGUUGUGUUGGGUUUGGGCGAAACCUCUGUACACUGUAACCCUUUCAUCCCCUCUCUUUCGAUUUGGGGGUUAUUGCAUUUCAAUUCGGCAACCCUCUUUUUCGAUUUCUGCAAUGUCAAAUUCAGAUUCUCCUGUAGAAGAUGACCCAUCUCUUCAAGAAGAAGAGGAUGAUGAUGACGAAGAAGAAGAAGAAAUUGAACAAGUAGAAGAAGAAGAAGAAGAGGAUCAAGAAGAGGAAGAGCAAGUUGAAGAAGAAGAAGAAGAAGAAGAAGAAGAAGAAGAAGUUGAAGAGGAAGAGGAAGAGGAAGAAGAAGUUGAAGAGGAGGAGGAGGAAGUAGAAACGGUGGAGGUUGAAGAGGAGGAGGAGGAAGAUGAGGAAGAAGAAGCAAUAGAGAUGGAAGAGGAUGAAGAACAAGAAACAGUAGUAGAGGACAAAGAUGAAGUUCUAGAUUCCAUGCCUGUUCAACAUAGAAAAGAAACAGUAGAGGUGGAAGAAGAAGAGGAGGAGGAGGAGGAGGAGGAGGAGGAGGAGGAGGAAGAGGAGCAGGAAGAGGAGGAGGAGGAGGAAGAAGAAGAAGAACUACAACAACAAGAAGAAGAAGAAGGAAAAGAAAAAGAAGAGGCAAUAGUGAUGGAAGAGGAGGAAGAACAAGAAACAGUAGUUGAGGAGAAAGAUAAAGACAAAGAUGAGGUUCCAGAUUCUCUUCCCAAUGCGGAUAAACACAGCAAAGAAAUAGUAAAGGUGGAAGAAGAGGAAAAAGAAGCAAUAAAGACGGAGGAGGAGGAAGAACAAGAAACAGCAAUUGAGGAGGAAGAACCAGAAACAGCAGUUGAGGAGAAAGACAAAGACAAAGACGAGGUUCCAGAUUCUCUUCCCGAUGCGGAUAAACAUAGCAAAGAUUCAAGCCAGCAUAUGGAGCUUGAUGAGAAAGAGGACAAUUUGGGGUCAGUUUCUUCUGUGCCCGAGAACCCUGAAGUAAUACGGCCAGAACAUGAUAUGGACGGGAAUGAUGCCAUGCUUAAAGCAUCUGUUCCGUCACAUGAGGAAUUGACAUUGAAAAAGGAGGAGUUCCCCUUGAAACAAGAAGUUUCGAGUCCUCCAAAACCAAGUGAAAACUUGAUUCCUGCUGAAGAUGGGAAAAAUCAAGGCUUAAACGUUGAUGUUGAAAAUUCCGGACAUCUUCAGAGGAAAAUCUUUGGAGGAUGCAGUGAACCAGAUUGCAAUACCAAAGUUUCUUUAUCUGAUGUUAAGGACAUGGAUUCUAGGGCCACCAAGUCAUCUAGUGAUAUGGAAAAAGAUGCGGUUACUGGAAUCACGCCGAGGGGUAAUUUUGUUGAAGAUGCUGAUGGCGGUCAGAACUCUCGGGAGAAAAUUAUGCAGUCAGAGACGGAGCCACGGGUUGAUGUAAAACAAAAGCAGUCAAGUAGGAUUAGAAGUCUGUCCCCCAGUGCUGCGAUUAAAGAUGGAAACAAAAGGCCUGCAAUUACAUGUGCUUUUUUCGCUCAAGGUUGGUGCAUCAGAGGCAGUUCAUGUAGCUUUCUUCAUAUAAAGGAUAGUGUGAAUAAUACCGACCAGGGGGUUGAAGGAGAUCUAGUUACUGCACAUCAGAAGAGAGAAUUGAAAUUGGAAAAAGGUGUUAAGGAAAAUGUUGAUAGGUCAAGAACGAAUGAGGGAGAAGCAAGUCCAAGUUGGCAUUCAUCUCGUGAAAAGGAGAAGUUUCCAAUGAGGGACAGCUUGUUUCCAGAGAAUAGAUCUGCAUUUAAUACAUCAAACAAUUAUUUCGGCUCAAAUCUUUCCUCAUUUUCAUCCCGUGAAGAGGGAAUGACUGCUAUUCGAAACCAUCAUAUGUACAGAGGAUAUACAUCCAGAGAAGAUUUUAGUUCAUCUUUAGGUGCAAGUGCUUUGGACUCUCAAAAGCUUUUGAACAGUGAGAAGGAAUAUCACACUCAUAAGUCCUCUUUCUCUUCAGAUUGGGAAGAUUUGCAUCGAGUUGGUUCAUCUAGGGUUCCACCACAUGCUAAUGGAUAUAAACUAAAAACUGGCUCUCAUGAUUGGGAACCUUCUGUUCCAUUUCGACCAUCCUUUUUUAUCACUUCUAUGAAUGUAUCAUCCCCCGGAGAUCUUUAUGACCCUCUACGUGAUAGCGUUGAGAUACCUAAUAUUGGAGACGGGUCUUUGAAAGCUUUUCUAAUUCGAGGGUCAUCUAUCCAGGCUUCAUCACAGGUACGGACAUAUGAUGAUUCUGCUGCAGGUGGGAAACACAUGUCUGAUCUUAAUGAUGAGAAAAGUUCUGUAUCUUCACAUAAUAAAAUUUAUGAAAAUGAGCCAAACAGAAGUUCUGUUCCUCGUGGGAACGAUUCUCUUGCAACCAAAACAGAGAUAACAUCAGGAACUUGUGCAAACUACCAUAAUGGUAACAUAGGUGUGGGACGACAUGCCUUUGGUGCUGAAGAUAGGACGGAAACAGUGAAAAAACGGACUGAGCCUGAUGCCAUGCAUCAUGGUGAUGGAUCAGAGCACAGAAAGAAGAAAGUAGCAAAGGAUAAUAAAAUUCAUGAAAUGGAGGUUGACUUUCCGACGGAUAGCAGUGUGCACAAAGAAACAAAGGCGCUGAAAUUUUUUCGGCCAACCCUUGUUGAUCUAGUGAAAGAGUUGCUAAAACCAUUUUGGCACGAGGGUCGUGUCAGCAAGGAUGCACAUGUACUGAUAGUUAAAAAAUCAGUUGACAAGGUUAUUAGCACUUUAGAGCCACACCAAAUUCCGACCACUGAAGAUACUGCUAAGCAAUAUGUUUCUUCAUGUCGGCAGAAAAUUGCGAAGUUAGUCCAGGGAUAUGUCAAUAAAUAUAGCAAACCUUGAUAUGCUAGCCCAAACACCUUUUUUGUACAGUUUCUGAUAAGUUUGGCUGAUUCCAAUUCAUGACAACUUCGGUCAGAGACUAUCUGUUUCAAAGUCAAGGUUGAUUUGGAAUAUUUUGAAUUCUCUUUCAAGAUGUUUGCUUCAUUUUUUUCCCCGCACUUUCUCUUGCUUGUUCCAUUCUAAAGUAAACUGGCUUGAAUUGCAUGGUUUAUAAGGAUAUCUUAUUUAUUUUAAUUUGCAUAAUUAUGGUACUUAUUUAGAUAUACUAGAAAAUACCCGUGCAUUCGCACGGGUCCGUGGAUUUGUUUUUGUAAAUAUAUUGGUGUACUGUGCUGUAGAGUUUAACAAAUUGUGACAUAGCUAGAGCUAGGGUUUUAAAAGUUGCAAUAUGUUGGAAAGGUUUCAAGGUCCCAAUUGUCAAUCUUAGCAUUUAUAUUUUUCCCUGUU
This is a messenger RNA of Trifolium pratense (red clover), 3589 nucleotides long. Its product is annotated as protein FRIGIDA-ESSENTIAL 1-like. Lineage: Eukaryota; Viridiplantae; Streptophyta; Magnoliopsida; Fabales; Fabaceae. The record is from RefSeq and is a predicted model, not a curated record. The transcript is spliced from 8 exons. Gene Ontology annotation, molecular function: metal ion binding. The coding region runs from base 395 to 3142 and encodes 915 amino acids.